AUAUUUUGAAGAUCAUCGUCUCUGACUAUAAGUUUUGCAACACAUUUUUCAACCUCUUUGACUUGGUAACAUCUCCGACCCCUUACAACAAACACUUUCCACUGACAUUUUGUGGUUGAUGCUCGACCACCUCGUUGCUGUCUGAUGGCCACGCCCCAGCUCCGUUUGAUGCAUCGCUUCUCCCUCGUGCUGUUUCUGCUGCUGCUGCUGUGAAACUGACAGUGUGCGCAGGCCAGCAGCUCGGCAGCACGUCCCAGCAACAGAUUACUGGAUUUCACACAACUCAGAUUCUGCUUCGUGUGUAAAACAUGAACCUCAGUCUUCCAGACCAGAACAUGCACAGCUCCUCUGAAAGCUGCCUGGAGGACGACAAACCUGACGUUAUGCUGCCGUGCUUCCGCAGAAACAUGUUCGACGAGCCCCUUGCAUCGUACUCCAGUGGAUCCAUCAUCUCCCAACUCCUCCGCAAGACGAUCCACAACAAGAGGGCACUAGAUGAAAGCCAUUUCUUUCUCUCCAGCUCUGCUCCAGCUGACUCCGGCCAGGAGGACCAGAGCAGUGUCUCCUCAAAGGACAGCACGGUGGAAGCUGCUUCUCCAAGUGCUCACAUAUCCACAGGAGGCAGCCCGGAGGGAGAGCAUCCCAUCACUGAUCACCUGCAGGCCAAGAGGGCCCGAGUGGAGAACAUUAUCAGGGUGAUGGCGGGCUCUCCUAACAGCAGGCAGCAUGGAGACAGUGAGAGGUCAGACACAGAUGUCAGAGACCCCAGAGAGACCAGAGAGACGUACAGGGAGAACAAACGCAAACAGAGGCUGCCUCAGCAUCAGGAUCACAGUGUCGGAGGAGCAGCUUACAGAAGUACUAAUAGUGAUACAUGCAAGACUAAGGAUGAGGAGUGUCACAAGCUGAAGGAGCAGCUCCACAGCAUGCAAAGGCUCCUCCGCCAGCUGCAAGAAAAGUUCCUGCAAGUUUACAACCAAGAGGACCCUGAACACAACGACACAGAUGAGAUAGAAGUGGCUGUUGAGCGUGACAGUUUGGGAGAAAGCUACAUAAACGCAGAAGAGGAUUUUGACAGGAAGACUAAGGACAGAGUGAAAGUUGGUUAUCUGGUCCACCAGAGAGAGAGCCAGAACCUGCAGGAGACCCUGAAGCAGGAGCUCUCCCAGGCUGUGAAUGACUGUGUGGACAGGGUCUUCAAAAAAGUGUCCCCCUCAGGGCUGGAUCUGCCCCCCCAGCAGCACAUGUGCUCCUCUCCAGAGCUGCAGAUCAGCAUGGGGGCAGACAGGAAGAGCCAGCAGGCCAGCUCUACCCAGGAGCAGCCCCUGGCUGAGGAGGCCACAGGGAAACCCCGUUCUUUGGAGUAUUACGAAAGCUCCGAGACUCAGAGCCCGCAGGACCAGACUGAGGCGCUGUCCCUGGUGGUCCGCAAGCCAGCAGUGACCCCUAUGAGUUCAGUCACCCCAACAGUGAAGAGGCCCUAUCCUGUGCACCAGACACCAUUUCAGUUUAAUUACCCCACCCCUCUGCAUGACAGCCAGAUCCUGGAGCAUCUUCUGAAGUACGGGCCGCAUUCCAGCUUCGGAGGUCUCCCCUGCAUGGCCCCCUCUAUGGACAGAACCUCUCCUGACUCUAUGGAACUGCCCUGGGAAGCCAUCUCCAUGAGGUCUAAGGUGACGUCCGGCCACAUGGGACACCACCCUCGUUCCUCCGCCCUGGGGGGAGUGACGGUUGACAAUCUGUGUCUCCCUCACGUGAAGAUUGAGUGUGGAGAGCUGCAGAGCAUGGAACGAAACCCCUACAUGUCACUCAAUAUCCAGGAGGGUCUCACCCCAAGCCACCUGAAGAAGGCAAAGCUCAUGUUCUUCUACACCCGAUACCCCAGCUCCAACGUGCUGAAAACCUUCUUCCCUGAUGUAAAGUUCAACCGCUGCAUCACCUCUCAGCUCAUCAAGUGGUUCAGUAACUUCAGGGAGUUCUACUACAUCCAGAUGGAGAAGUUUGCCCGUCAGUGCAUCGCGGACGGCAUCAGUGAUGUCAAAGACAUUACAGUCAGCAGAGACUCAGAGCUGUUCCGAGCACUCAACAUGCACUACAAUAAAGCCAAUGACUUCCAUGUUCCAGACAGAUUCCUGGAGGUGGCUGAAAUCACUCUGCAUGAAUUUUACAAUGCCAUCUCUGCUGCCAAAGAUUCAGACACCUCUUGGAAAAAGGCCAUAUACAAGGUGAUCUGUAAACUGGACAGCGACGUGCCGGAGGAGUUCAAGACAUCUUCCUAUUUAUAAGCUCAAGCUGAGAACAGAAAAGGAAAUAAAGGUAGUAACUGGACAGAAUUAUUUCAUCCUUUCUUGUAGUGCAUUUAGGUGAGGUGAAAUGUAGAUGGACAUUUUGUAGAUCUGUAAAAGCACACACAAAAAAAAACAUUUUAAAAAGUAGUCUUAAAUGCUGUAUGUUCUACUUUGACCAACAAGCUAAUGAAUAUUGAUAGUCUUGUGGUUUAUUCUAUUGUUUAGUGUUUACUUACAGUGUAUAAUCUGCCUCAUGACAUUUAGAGAGUUUGUAGGUGUGUAAAAAUGUUUACAAGUGUUAUCAUUCUCAUCAGUAUUAUGAAACUAUAGAGUAGUCUGAUUUUUAUUGAACUGGAAGAGGUUUUUGACAUCACCGUCAGCAUUAUUUUGCUUUAAUUCUCUUUUAUUUUCUAGCUGUGUGCGAAGUGUAAAUGUUCACGUGCUGCUGUUGUAUGUUUUGUUAUAAUUAUGUUGUAAGCUUGACAGAAUGUGCAUGUGAAAACACUGCAAGAGGCUGUCAUGGGUUUAUUAUCAUGUAUAAAGGUCAUGUAAAGUACAAUCCUUUUCACAUUUCAGUCACAGAAACUGUACUGGAUGAUUAUUGAAAUUAAAGAUGCACUAAAGUACAAUGUAAA
Molecule: messenger RNA, 2923 nt
Organism: Notolabrus celidotus (New Zealand spotty)
Lineage: Eukaryota; Metazoa; Chordata; Actinopteri; Labriformes; Labridae
Gene: prox2
Product: prospero homeobox 2
Exons: 5
Coding region: 309-2285 (658 amino acids)
Biological process (GO): regulation of transcription by RNA polymerase II
Cellular component (GO): nucleus
Molecular function (GO): RNA polymerase II cis-regulatory region sequence-specific DNA binding; DNA-binding transcription factor activity, RNA polymerase II-specific
Source: RefSeq, a predicted model, not a curated record